AUGUGGAGACGUACCUAUCUACUCUUGUUGUUGAUCCGUGUUUACUUCGCGUGGUCACCCAGCUAUCUGCAUCCCGAUGAGAAUUUUCAAGGCCCCGAGGUCUUCGCGGGUAAAAUCUUCGGAUAUCCCUCGCAUCUCCCCUGGGAAUUUACUGCCGACCUUCCGAUCCGCAGCGUCUUCCCAUUAUGGCCAACCUACGAGGUCCCCAUGAGCUUACUGAAAUGGUUUUACACGGAGGUUGGACAAGGAAAUCCACCACCACAACUGGUGUAUUAUGCACUGCGCGCUGGAAUGUUUCUGCUGAGCUUUGUGCUUGAGGACUGGGCCAUCUAUGAGUUGGUACCCUCCCCGCGGCACCGGCGCGCAACGGUUGUCCUGGUGGCCUCGUCGUAUGUCACCUGGACAUAUCAGACGCACACCUUCUCCAACUCCCUAGAGACCAUUUUGGUAGCCUGGGCUCUGGUUCUGAUUCGUCGCAUUGUUGAGAACAAGCACUCAUCCUUCUUCUCCUAUGCGGUCCUCUCCUUCAUCGCAGUGGCCGGUGUUUUUAAUCGAAUCACCUUCCCUGCGUUUCUGUUGUUCCCGGGUCUACAAUUGCUCCCGUACUUUCAGCGCAAACCAUCCUCCCUGGCGGUUUUCGUCGGCUUUGGGCUUCUCUUUACCUCGAUCGCAAUCUUUAUCGAUACCUCUUUCUACCGACCCUCUGCAUCAUUCUUGGAUAUUGUGCGCAACCCAAUCAUCACCCCUCUUAAUAAUAUCCUCUACAACUCCGACUCGACGAAUCUGGCAAUCCAUGGUCUUCACCCACACCACCAGCACUUCGUCGCAAACCUCUUCCAGUUACUGGGCCCUGCAUACAUCGCAAUGAUUCUCUCACUAUUCAGCUGGCCGAUUGUGCCAUCCUGGAUGCGUAAUACCCGUGCCUUGUCUGCAGUCUCAGCCACAGUCCUACUCUCCAUCUUCCCCCACCAGGAACCACGCUUCUUAAUCCCUUGCGUCCCCCUCCUCCUCAGCUGCGUCCGCAUGCACCGAUCGCGCAUCUUCCUUGCCACAUGGGUAAUCUUCAAUGCCGCAAUGGGUUUCUUAAUGGGUGUCUACCACCAAGGAGGUGUUGUUCCCGCCCAACUCGCCAUGCGCUCCAUCGUUGAAUCCAACACCGUCGCCCAAGGCAUAAAUUCUCAUCCAGACGCAACUGUCUUCUGGUGGAAAACCUAUUCCCCUCCACACUGGCUUCUGGGUCCUGAACAAGGAAACCACACCGGCCAAAUCGAGACUGUCGAUCUUAUGGGAAUUCCAGGUCUAGAUAUGAUUCAUCAACUAGACUCCACUGUUCCCUCAUGCCCUUCCUCAUCACCUGUUUACAUUGUCGCUCCUACCUCAGCUACAUUCCUCGAUACCUAUACGUCCCUUUCCGAACCCCAUGAUCCUAACCUCCAACUCUACCGCUUAUGGUCUUACCGUAAGCAUCUCAAUCUAGAUGACCUUGACUUCGGCGAAGAUGGGGUUCUCGAUACUCUGAAAAGAGUUAUUGGGCGUCGGGGUCUAGGCGUUUGGUCUGUGAGGAGGACAUGUAAAUGA
Molecule: messenger RNA, 1578 nt
Organism: Penicillium malachiteum
Lineage: Eukaryota; Fungi; Ascomycota; Eurotiomycetes; Eurotiales; Aspergillaceae
Gene: smp3
Product: glycosylphosphatidylinositol-alpha 1,2 mannosyltransferase smp3
Exons: 4
Coding region: 1-1578 (525 amino acids)
Biological process (GO): GPI anchor biosynthetic process
Cellular component (GO): endoplasmic reticulum membrane
Molecular function (GO): alpha-1,2-mannosyltransferase activity
Source: RefSeq, a predicted model, not a curated record